AUGGUAAAGGUCGACCAGAAAGUCGUGCUCGUCGUGAUAGACGGUUGGGGAAUUCCUGGAGCAGAUUCUCCCAAGGAUGGCGACGCGAUCGCAGCUGCUGAUACUCCCACUAUGGACGAGUUUGCGCGAAAAGGAUCGUCCACUGCCCAAGGCUAUACCGAGCUCGAAGCCUCCUCUCUUGCUGUGGGCUUGCCUGAGGGCUUGAUGGGCAACAGCGAGGUAGGUCACCUCAACAUUGGAGCUGGAAGAGUAGUGUGGCAGGACAGUGUGCGCAUUGGUCAGUCUGUCAAGAAAGGUGAAAUGAAGAGUGUUGAGAACAUCAAGAAGAGCUUUCAAAGAGCCGUUGAUGGCAACGGAAGACUGCACCUACUUGGCCUUGUCAGUGACGGCGGCGUACACAGUGAUCAAGAGCAUCUGUACGCCUUGCUCAAAGUAGCCAAGGAGAUGGGUGUGCCGGAGGUCUACGUACACUUCUUUGGCGAUGGUCGAGACACAGAUCCAAAGAGCGCCGCAGAGUACAUGCAGCAACUGCUUGAUCAGAUGAAGAAGAUCGGCACGGGUUCCGUGGCCACUGUUGUUGGCCGUUACUAUAUCAUGGAUCGUGACAAGAGAUGGGAUCGCGUCGAGAUUGGUAUGAAAGGUUUCGUGACUGGCGAAGGUGAGGACACAGACGAUCCAGUUGCCAAGAUCAAGGAGCGGUACGACAAGAAAGAGAACGAUGAGUUUCUCAAGCCUAUCAUUGUGAACAAAAAAGGGUUGGUUCAGGACAACGACACUCUGUUUUUCUUCAACUACAGAAGUGAUCGUGUCCGAGAAGUCACUCAGCUGCUUGGGGACUAUGAUCGGUCACCAAAACCGGAUUUCCCAUAUCCGAAAAAUAUGCACAUCACCACGAUGACUCAGUACAAAACUGAUUACAAGUUCCCUGUCGCCUUUUCCCCACAGAGGAUGGACGAUGUACUGGCUGAAACGCUGUCAAAACAGGGCUGCGCUCAAUACCAUACCGCAGAAACAGAGAAAUACUUCUUUUUUAACGGCGGCGUCGAGAAACAGUUCGAGGGUGAAGACCGGGACAUGAUCCCCUCACCCAAAGUCGCCACGUACGACAAGGAACCACCAAUGAGCGCCCAAGCCGUAGCUGAUAAGAUGGCCGAGAGGAUUGCUGGCGGGAAGUAUGAGUUCCUCAUGCUUAAUUUUGCACCACCAGAUAUGGUCGGCCACACGGGUAUAUACGAAGCUGCAAUCGAAGCCUGCACUGCUACAGACAAGGCCAUCAAAACCGUAUAUGAUGCCUGCAAGCAGCAUGGGUAUAUGUUCUUCCUAACCUCAGAUCAUGGCAAUGCCGAAGAAAUGAAAACUCCAGAGGGAAAGCCAAAGACGUCCCACACAACCAACUUUGUACCGUUCGUCAUGGCCAAUGCCCCUGAUGGCUGGAGUCUGAAAGGCCCAGGUGUUUUAGGCGAUUGUGCUCCGACCCUGCUUGAAGCAAUGGGCCUUGAGAUCUACCCCGACAUGACGGGUCAAAGUUUGUUAGUGAAAAAGUAG
Molecule: messenger RNA, 1545 nt
Organism: Lithohypha guttulata
Lineage: Eukaryota; Fungi; Ascomycota; Eurotiomycetes; Chaetothyriales; Trichomeriaceae
Exons: 7
Coding region: 1-1545 (514 amino acids)
Biological process (GO): glucose catabolic process
Cellular component (GO): cytoplasm
Molecular function (GO): manganese ion binding
Source: RefSeq, a predicted model, not a curated record